AUGUCGCAUACGUCACAUUCGUACCAUCAACUUACAAGCACCACUAGGCAACAAAGCGUCCGCUCACAAGGCCACGCAGACCUCACAAACCUCCUCCGCCUCCGUGCCAGAGAGAUCAGACCCGGUGGUCAUCUUCUCAUAGUCAUUCCGACAACCCCAAGCUCGACCGUAAAGCUCCAUUGGGAAGCCACGGCGCAAGUGCUCAAAAGAUGCCUCGAAGACGGCACCAUGACACCAGCACAGUAUCGCGCUUUCAGUGGGCCGUGGUUUCAACCUACCGAAGAAGACUUGCGACAGAUUCUUUCCUCUGUGCGGGAUUUGUGGCAUCUGCCUAUGCCGUGGGCGUAUCCCACGCUUCCGCAUCCCGUGUGGACGAAGCUACAAGGCUCUAUGAAGACUUGGCAGGACUACGAAGAGUAUGCGGAGGGUUUCGCGGGAUUCUUUAUGGCGUUGAUUCGCGAUCCGUUGGUGAGGGCGUUGAGGGGCGGCGAGGGUGCGGAGCUGCAAUCUCUUUCGGCUACUGAGGACAUGGUUCUACGACAAUUCACGAUGAGGUUCAAAGAGGCUGUUCUCAGCGACUCGUUGAGGGACAAACGUGCUGAAAGUAGUUGGUUGGUUGCUCGGCUUGUAAGGAAACCGGUGGCGAAACUGCUGGAGCCCAAGGCCAAUCUUUAA
Molecule: messenger RNA, 675 nt
Organism: Didymosphaeria variabile
Lineage: Eukaryota; Fungi; Ascomycota; Dothideomycetes; Pleosporales; Didymosphaeriaceae
Exons: 2
Coding region: 1-675 (224 amino acids)
Molecular function (GO): methyltransferase activity
Source: RefSeq, a predicted model, not a curated record